AUGCGGCAACUGUGGCAGAUGCGUUCCGUCAAAGAGGAAGAAAGAUCGGCCAAUAAAUUAAGGAACAUCAAAGACUCUGCAAGAACAUGUAUUCGGAAAGAUCCAAAAAAGCGGAACACAAUGCACGAACGGGAGACGAAAUCUACCGAAAGGCUGGCUGCAUUUGGUGAAAAUAUGAGAAAACGCAAGAUCCGAGAGGCCAUCGAAAUACUGACGGAGAGAAAUAUAAUGAACAGGAGACUUGAAGAAGGCAGGAUCAGCGAAAACUUCGCAUUUGCCUAA
Protopolystoma xenopodis is the source of this 282-nucleotide messenger RNA. The record is from the annotation of a GenBank genome assembly. Lineage: Eukaryota; Metazoa; Platyhelminthes; Monogenea; Polystomatidea; Polystomatidae.